Molecule: messenger RNA, 867 nt
Organism: Paramecium octaurelia
Lineage: Eukaryota; Ciliophora; Oligohymenophorea; Peniculida; Parameciidae
Source: the annotation of a GenBank genome assembly
AUGUCUUUAACUAAAAGAGAGACAUCAAAAAACCAUAUGAAUUCAGAAGUCAACCUAUUCAAUUAGGUUGAAAAAGAACUAUCAAGAAAAAGACCAGGUUCUGGGUAACCAAUUUCAACUAAGAAAUCUCCCUUGCCUUUGAGAAAGCCUGGUGUUUCUGGGACUUAAAAGUAGAUAAUAAAAGAACCUGAAUAACAAUUGAAAACAAGGUAAUUGAGUAGUAAUUCAUAAAAAACAUCUUCAAGCUAAUAAUUGCCCAUGAUUGUAAGUCUAAUGAAAAUAUUUCUUUUAGAAAAAUCCAUCCCAACAAUAGAAACCUUAGAUUUAAAUAGAUAAAAAAAUUAUCAUGAUGAAAUAAGAACCUGCAACAACAUCAGCAAGAGGUACCUUAACAGGAGAACAUUCAUAAAGAAAUAGUAGCAAUUAAAAUUUGUCUACUGCAGAUACUAGUACCAAAUAGUUUAAUUGGAUUGAUGAUCAAUUAUCUUCAAAGAGAGACUCAUCAUUAAAUGUAUGUAAUUCAAUAUAGCAAGAAAAAAAGGAUGAGUUCAAAAGAAAAGUAAACUACAACUACUUAAACCUAAAAAAGUAAAUUAUAAGAUAAUCACAAGAAUUCUCAUCCUCCUCUUUAUCAACCAAAAUGCUGUAUUGAUUUUACAAUGACUGCUGGGAAAAAUGAUUUAACUAAAAUGUUGGAUUCAAUUAAGAUGGAAAUCAAACAGAUUGCAGAAGAAUAGUCACAUUAAAAUGGAGUAUUAUUAAAUAUGAGUGGUAAGCUUAUUAUAAUUACAUUUAGAAAUUAAAGAGAUGCCUGAUGAUGGAUGUUCCUCUGUGGGAUAGAGUACGAUUUAUCAAUUUAAAAAAUGA